Gilbertella persicaria is the source of this 525-nucleotide messenger RNA. RefSeq lists its product as uncharacterized. Lineage: Eukaryota; Fungi; Mucoromycota; Mucoromycetes; Mucorales; Choanephoraceae. The record is from RefSeq and is a predicted model, not a curated record. The coding region runs from base 162 to 449 and encodes 95 amino acids. The transcript is spliced from 2 exons.
CACAAUUUUCUUAGUACUUUCAAACUCUUUUUGUAAGUGAUUGCAAUUUUCAAGAUUAAUCUUACAGAUCCUGCUCCACUCCGUCUUCCAAUGUGAUAGAUACUCUCGCAGCCACGCUUUAUUUUUUCUAUGUUUUCAAAGCCACGCAUCGUGGGGUUACUAUGUCUGAUACCAACAUAAAUGCAGAAUAUAUGGAUGAACAAUCAACCUUCACUCGCUCACAAGCGGAGGAAAUAUUCAGAGAACUGGAAGAACAAGGAGCUCAAGAGAGAAAACUUCAAGCAAAUGGAACAGAUCUCCCUUUGGAAAUACCCAAAGCCUUGGACAGUGCAUCUUCAGCACAACUUAGGACAACUCCAAGCAGUACAAGAAAACCGUACAACAAUAUAACGAUGAUACGAGGGCAAAAGCAGAACAAUUUAAUAAAGGAUUCAUCAAUGAGAAACUAACAUCGCAAAUAACGAUUUACAUGAACAGUUCACACAGGGCCUUAAGAACAGCAUAUGUUUAUUUAAAAAUCACAUG